Molecule: messenger RNA, 1830 nt
Organism: Leishmania major strain Friedlin
Lineage: Eukaryota; Euglenozoa; Kinetoplastea; Trypanosomatida; Trypanosomatidae
Exons: 1
Coding region: 1-1830 (609 amino acids)
Source: RefSeq, a predicted model, not a curated record
AUGCCGCGCUCUAUUCGCGUACGUCACGGCGACCCCGACGUGGCCGAGGGCGCCUUGACGAUAGAGGUGCCCUCUUCGCCGGAUGCAGAUAACAAAGCUGUCGGCGACGCGAGAACCCCCGUAGCAUCGCUUGGGGCAUCCUCAGCGUUCUUUACGACGUACAGUACCGUCUCUGGCGAUGUGGCGCACCCCUGUGCGAACAUUGCCAGCGGCGCCGCCCCCUCGGACGAGGUCUCGCCCCUCACCAGCGCUCUUUUCAUGUCGGUCGACUCCACCCCGUUGGCCAGCUCAUGUGCAACGAAGACGGCGGCUAGCUUGGUGAACGUGAGGAGCUUUAAUAGCAGCGCCACCGUAGUUAGUGUUGAGUUGCCGAAUCUGCAGAGCGAGCACGCUGCCAUGACGGCGACCUCUUGCUUCGCUACUAGGUCGAGAGAUACAGAGGCGCCGGCAGCGGCAGCGGCGGCCAGCGCCACGAAUCCACCGCCACUACGGCAUCCGCUGGGGAGUGCUCCGAUUGAGGGCGGUGGCGGUCAGACGCAACUUGCUGGCGAGGCGGACACCCCAGUGCAGGAUCGCACCGCUGCGCCUUCCUCUUCUCCCCUGAUGGCAAAGGCCAGCGUCAGUGCGUCUUUCAGCGGAGACAGCAGCAAGCGAUGCUCCCAUACUGUGCAGAGCGGCCUAUCAGAUGAUCUCCAGCUCACUCAGACGACGUGCUACCUGCCCCUGCUCGGCUCUGCCGGAAGCCGCGAGGUGCAGCGGAGUGGCGAUGACAUCGACGCUCGGUGGGUGGCUGAGAGGGAGAGCGUGCCGGCAGCAGAGCCUGCACGGACAACGGUGGGCAAUGACAGCUUUCCUGCUGAGGGAAGCGAAGGUGCGAUGGUUGCUACGACACAGUCUGCGUCGACGGAUGUGCGUGCUGCUGCGUGCACGGUGCCAGCUAGCAACAUCAGUAACACUGUCGCGGCAACUGCGACCGACGUUGCCGCACCUCUCUGUCCCAAAUUCGAGGUACUGGCGACGGUUCCAGCGCCUCUAGUUGGGCGAGUGCCGAUACGCAUCCACUGGUGCUGCGCGGCUCACUGGCGCGCAGUGCAGCGCACAGAGCGAGGGGCUCAGUGGGCCGUCGACGGCGCCCCUGCGGAUGUGUAUUGUGUACCAGCCCACCGGAAUGCGAAGAGGGAGCGACGGAGCUUGUCGGCCUCUUGCGUGGAGGCCAAGUCGGAGUCGGAGCGGGGCGGCAGGAGUUUCUCGGGCACGGGCGAGAACACCGCCUGGCUCCGUGAUGCGGCGGGUGAGGUAAAGCCGCAGCACUGGGAGGUGCGGGCCCUUUCGUCAGCUGUUGGUGCGCCCGGCUCAACGUUGUACGACGACAGCAACUAUGACGCCGAGCACGAGAAACACGGUUCGCUUAAGACUCGCUCGGGCUUGCCGCACGUGCACAGCCACAGCUGCACUGACAUGCUGACGUGCGAGUUCUGCGGCCACGCUGUCGAGAGGUACCACUCUGAGGACUGCGACGACGAGGCGUCGGAGGCUAGCACAUCGAUGACUCAGACGGGGCGUGCGUGCAGCGCUCCGCCUGGGCGGUUUCAGGACUGUCAUGGCUGUGCUUCGGCAGAAGCGCGGUCGCUAUCUUCUUCCAAAAUUGUGGCGUUCAGGUCGAAUCAGCCGAGCAUCUUGACGCCGCAGCUGUUGCUGUCCUCUUCGGAGUCGGCAGAGACGACGGUGGACUUGGACAUGAGCGGCGCCAUCUCGUCCGUCGAUGUGCCGUCGUGGUCAGACAGCGCACGUGAAGAGGCGCUGAUGGCAGCCGUCGCACUACUCCAGUAG